Pelobates fuscus (common spadefoot toad) is the source of this 672-nucleotide messenger RNA. RefSeq names its product chromosome 1 C1orf232 homolog (gene C1H1orf232). The transcript is spliced from 4 exons. The record is from RefSeq and is a predicted model, not a curated record. The coding region runs from base 27 to 530 and encodes 167 amino acids. Lineage: Eukaryota; Metazoa; Chordata; Amphibia; Anura; Pelobatidae.
UUCCCCUGUUCUUAGCACUUGGCAUUAUGAGUCAGGCCUUCUGGAAAGUUUACAAAUCGAAAGUUCUGCAGACCUUCAAUGCAGAAGAAGAUGGAGAAAUACAGGAGGAGAGUGACACUGCAGAGAUGAUUGAACCAGAAAAGCAAGACAUGGGAGAAGAGGGGUUAAACAUGUCACAGCUUGCAAAAAAGGUUCAAGGUGCUUUGGGUUGGAGAAGUAUUACUUCCCUGUUUGGUAAAGAAGAAGAAGAACAUAGAACAGAUCAUGGAGCUGACACAAGACCAGAGGAAGAGGAAGAGCAGCCUUCAUCUCCAAACCUGCAAGAAACACCCCAAGAGAGGAAUCCUUCAGCACUAUGGAGUGUGUUCUCUAGACGAUGGCAACAGAGCUCUACUGAACGAACACAGAGCAGAGGUGUUCUGGCAGAGCCACCAGUAGAUUCUAAUGUUGCUCAACACACUGAAGAAACACCAUUUAGGUGGGGUUUCCUAACUAGCAAAAUAGCAGAGCUGCGAAGCAAGAGCGAUUAGAGACUCCUAUAAACAAAGACUCUACUCAUGAGGAGUUGUGUAGCGUGAUCCCUUACUCAUACUGUAAUUUAAUCAAUCCUGGCCUUAAAGAGUUACAUAAAUCAAGACCAUAUGAAAAGUUAUGUAACUUACUGCACCAUGG